Didymodactylos carnosus is the source of this 1326-nucleotide messenger RNA. Lineage: Eukaryota; Metazoa; Rotifera; Eurotatoria; Philodinida; Philodinidae. The record is from the annotation of a GenBank genome assembly.
AUGCGAAAAACAAGAGCAAAUACAACGCAUGACUGUUUUACAGAUGAUCAGACAUUGGACAGAACUUCUAGUGAACUGUAUCAAGCAUGUUCAAAUAAUGAUAUUAUGAAAGUUAAACGAUAUACUGAAAAACUCUCUAUUGAUGAUAUUAAUCGACCAGAAAAAAAUGGAAACACGGCAUUACAUAUAGCUACACUCAAGGGAUAUACAGAAAUUAUUAAACUACUUUUAAAACGAAAUCCAUGUAGAUCAAUAAAAAAUAUUUAUAAUUAUCGACCGUAUCAGUUAGCGACCACGGAUGAAAUUCGUCAUUUAUAUAAACGUGCAAAUUGUUUUCCGCGAUUCACAUACAAGAGUGGGUGUUUACCAUUAUAUCAAAAAGAAAAUAAAUCAAGAAAAAAGUUUUCUAUUAAACAUUAUUUGAAUCAAUAUAGCGCUGGUUGUUCGCUGUGUGACAAUGAUGAUCCUUGUGAAUGGGAAAUUGUUGAUGAAAAUGCCGCCGAAAAAGCUGCACGAUUUCGUAAAGAAUCGAAACAUUCUCUAUUUUUUGGCCACAAUGUUGGACGUGAUUUAAAAAAUAGACUUUAUUCCAUUAAAAAAGGCUAUUUAGACUCGAGAUUACGCGAUAUGCCACUGAAUGAUAGUAUCAAAUAUUAUUUUAGAAAAGCAAGUGAUGAACAAGAUCCAUGUUAUGUUAUUAAAGCUUACACAUCAGCAUGUAAUUUCUAUAGUUAUGUCAAUGGUGAUAUGGCUCGAAAUGUCAUUCAUGAUUUGAAGCAAGGCUGUUCAAAGUUCUUUUGUACUCGUUUGUAUUCGGCUCAAGAUGGUGUAAUGUCCAUAACAUCAAUAUUACUCCAUCAUCCCUAUUUUGAACCGUACAGUUUUAUUGGCGAAGUGUAUCGUGGAAUGGUUGUUAAGAAAACAAGUCUUGCUCAUUAUCGAUGUGGUAUUCGUAUUGUUAAUACAACAUUUUUGUCAACAUCGAAGACAGAAGAUGUAGCUGAAUUUUUUAAUGAAUUAGAAAAUGAUUCACACAAUGAGGUAUCUGUAUUUUGUACAUAUAAAAUUAAAAAUAAUCGAACAGCAUUGGAUAUUAGUGGCAUGUCUGAAAUACCAGAUGAACAAGAGGUACUCAUAUUACCGUUCGCCGCUUUUGAAAUCAUGAGCAUAGCACGAGAUAAAUGCGGAAGAACGGAAAUAUGUUUAGAAGAAUGUGAUCCCCCAGAAGAAAAUGACAGCAGUGUUGAAUUAGCAGCACCACUCCAAUAUUUUACCAGACAUCAUUUUCUACCGAAAGAAGGUUUGCGAAAAAGAACAUCAUUUUAA